This is a messenger RNA of Exophiala xenobiotica, 1704 nucleotides long. RefSeq lists its product as uncharacterized. The record is from RefSeq and is a predicted model, not a curated record. Gene Ontology annotation, cellular component: nucleus. The coding region runs from base 121 to 1350 and encodes 409 amino acids. The transcript has a single exon. Gene Ontology annotation, biological process: base-excision repair; nucleotide-excision repair; base-excision repair, AP site formation. Lineage: Eukaryota; Fungi; Ascomycota; Eurotiomycetes; Chaetothyriales; Herpotrichiellaceae. Gene Ontology annotation, molecular function: 8-oxo-7,8-dihydroguanine DNA N-glycosylase activity; damaged DNA binding.
GGCGACCGGGCGCAAGGGGCUGGACGAGGCUGUUAACUCGAUCCUGGCCAUUUCACUCAAGAUAUCUGCCAACUCGUUGUCUGUGUACAACUAAGUUGACUCUGCUUUUCAAGACUCAUAAUGGCAAGAAUAACGGAGUGGCGCAAGCUGCCAGUAUCUCUGAAUGAACUGUGUCUUGCAACAACCCUUCGCUGUGGCCAGUCGUUUCGAUGGCGCCAACGCGAGGACCAGACAUGGGCAUGUACGCUUCGAGGUCGCAUUGUACAACUGUCGCAAGAUACAUCCCAUAUCCAAUACCGAUCAAUAUGGCCUACCGCAGUCGAAGCUCCUCCAACACCACCCUCUUCCAUUCCGCCUACUGUCACGGAAGACGACGAGACAGACGACACGAGUGCCCUCCUACGACAUUACUUGAACCUCGAACCUAAUCUUGAAUCCCUGUAUGCUCAAUGGUCGGCCUCAGAUGUCAAUUUUAAGAAGAAAGCGCCAAAGUUUACUGGGGUCAGAAUAUUGCGGCAGGAUGCAUGGGAAGCGCUGGUCGGGUUUAUUUGCAGCAGUAACAACAACAUCAUUCGCAUAUCUCAGAUGGUGGACAAACUGUGCACUCAUUACGGGCCAUACAUUGGGACACUGGACGGCCGCCCGUACCACGACUUUCCACAGCCGUCCUCAUUGACGGGGAAGAAUGUGGAGGCGCAUUUGAGAGACCUGGGUUUUGGCUACCGGGCAAAAUACAUCUAUCAAACGGCAAGGAUGGUAGCUGAGGAUCACGAAGAAGGCUGGUUGGACAGCCUGCGCAAUCUUGAAAGCCCAGCCUAUGGGCAAAAAGCAUCGCCUGCUGGUGAAAUGAAGCCUGAAGGACGAGAUGGGUACCGAGAAGCGCACGAAAAGCUCCUCGCUCUACAGGGUGUUGGACCCAAAGUGGCCGACUGUGUGUGCUUGAUGGGGUUGGGCUGGGGAGAGGCCGUCCCAGUAGAUACACAUGUCUGGCAGAUUGCGCAGCGCGACUAUAAAUUCGGGAAAGGGAAGCACAGCAGCCUCACGAAAGCCACUUAUGAUGCGGUAGCCAAUCAUUUCCGCAAACUCUGGGGCAAAGAGGCUGGAUGGGCGCACAGUGUGCUCUUCACAGCUGAUUUGAGGACAUUUGCCGAAAGACUGACCACAAAGAUCGAAACAAGCAUAAAAGAAGAUUCGCCAAACGGAAAGGAGCCUCAAAUUGAGCGGAAAAAGACUGUGCAACGCGUUACGAUCAAGCGCGAGCUCGAUCUCGACGAGGCGAAGUCCACGGUCGAGGUGGUGGAAAUGGUGACGAACAGCAGCGAGAGGGUCAAACGUAGGAGACGGAGGUGAAACGAUCGUCCAGGAUCCAGGAUUUGAGUAUACAAAACUGCCCAUUCUCGGACCAGAUUGACCCUGGUAAAGAAUUAUCAAAGGCUUGCGUCACCGCGUUUCAGUAUCACGUGUAUGUCAUAAUUCAAGGUGGAUGCGACGUCUGUCAGUAUCUAGAGAGGACGUCUUUCAUAUCGGUUGAAGCUGUUCCCCUGAGCAGUGACGGCGCGGUCACUGUCAAGUUUUAGCAUUAUUGACGAGGAGAAUACGGAGUAGAGGAGGAGGAUGAAGUUGGAGCAAAGUCCUUGCCCAGCAGAGAAGCUGGAGCUGUGGUGAGCUGCUCACGAGGUACGAUCGAGAGAUGAAAAUGACCAG